Molecule: messenger RNA, 1500 nt
Organism: Drosophila subobscura
Lineage: Eukaryota; Metazoa; Arthropoda; Insecta; Diptera; Drosophilidae
Product: minor histocompatibility antigen H13
Exons: 3
Coding region: 53-1225 (390 amino acids)
Biological process (GO): membrane protein proteolysis
Cellular component (GO): cytoplasmic side of endoplasmic reticulum membrane; membrane; lumenal side of endoplasmic reticulum membrane
Molecular function (GO): aspartic endopeptidase activity, intramembrane cleaving
Source: RefSeq, a predicted model, not a curated record
ACUGGCUGCGUGUCAAUUUCAACCCCGUUCGAAUAAAUAAAAAUUAGAUACCAUGGCGGACGAAGUGAUUGACACUGUGAAGGAAACCAUCAAAGGCAUCUUUGAGAAUGUGAAUGUGAAAAAUGAAACGGCGCCCAGUGAGAAGAAACCGUCCAGCCCCGAAGGCAUUGCGGUGGCGUACGGCAGCUUGGUGAUUAUGGCCAUGUUGCCCAUUAUUUUCGGCUCUAUACGUUCCGUGAAGCUGCACAAGCUGAAAAAGUCUACGGGGGAGAAAGCCGACACGAUGACAAAGAAAGACGCCAUGUACUUCCCACUGAUUGCCUCGGCCGCCCUCUUCGGCCUGUAUCUGUUCUUCAAGAUAUUCCAGAAGGUGCACAUCAACUUCUUGCUCACCGGCUACUUCUUCGUGCUGGGCGUGAUUGCUCUGGCGCACCUACUCAGCCCCGUGAUGAACUCGCUGAUGCCCGCCGCCGUGCCAAAGGUGCCCUUCCACAUACUGUUUACGCGGGGCGAGGGCAAGCACAAGGAGGAUCUCAUUAACUAUAAGUUUUCCACCCACGACAUUGUGUGCCUGGUCAUCUCAUCGGUCAUUGGCGUGUGGUAUCUGCUGAAGAAGCACUGGAUAGCCAACAACCUGUUCGGCCUCGCCUUCGCCAUCAACGGCGUGGAGAUGCUCCAUUUGAAUAACUUUGUGACUGGCGUCAUCCUGCUGAGCGGUCUCUUCUUCUACGACAUCUUCUGGGUGUUUGGCACCAAUGUUAUGGUCACUGUGGCCAAGAGCUUCGAGGCACCCAUCAAGCUAGUCUUCCCCCAGGAUCUCAUCGACAAUGGCCUGAAUGCUUCGAACUUUGCCAUGCUGGGUCUUGGCGACAUUGUCAUUCCGGGCAUCUUCAUUGCCCUGCUCCUGCGUUUCGAUGACAGCAAGAAGAGGAAGACGCGUAUCUACUUCUACUCCACACUGGCGGCAUAUUUCCUGGGUCUAAUGGCCACGAUCUUUGUGAUGCAUGUCUUCAAGCACGCCCAACCGGCGUUGCUCUAUCUGGUGCCCGCCUGCAUGGGCACACCCCUGCUGGUGGCUCUCAUCCGAGGCGAGCUGAAGGUGCUCUUUGCCUAUGAAGAUCAUCCCGAGGAGAAGCCCGAAAAGAAGGAGAAGAAGGACAAGGAGGAGGGCAGCAGUAGCGGCAGCAGCAGCAGCAAAAAGAAGGAAUCUAAGAAGGCAAAGUAAAUGCCACCAAAAGCAGCACGACAACCACAAACCGUUCCAUCAAACUAAAUGUCUUCUUCAAUUUGGCAAGCCGUGUAAUAUUUUGUUAUAGCUUCCACUUCUCUGAUCCGAUCCGUACUUCCUGCGACAUUUCUAUAAAAGACGAUUUUGCUAUAAAUAUUGAUUUAGUAAUGUUCCUUCGCAAGGCACAACCACCUUAUUAAGUUCGUUUAGGUUUACGAAAUAUGUAGAGAAUUUAACUUACCUUUUUUCAAACUUUUUCUACCAGAAUCAAA